AUGACCGUAAGAUCUUCAAUUGCCUUCGAGCGCAAUACACUUGGUAUAACGAUUUUCCAACAUUUCGAUGCUCUUUCUGUAGUACUAAACGUCAAGGCCUUCCAAAUACGCCUCGGUUUCCGCAAUGACUUCCUCAUUCGAUAUAAAUCUCUUUGCCUGGAGCCACCGCUUGAGGUAAUCGAUGAAAAUUAUGCCAUGCGCAUCCCAAAAAACGGAAGCCAAAAUUUUCUCGGCCUGUUGGUCUUUUGGCCGCUUUGGUUGGCUUUCGUGGCUUUUCAGCCACUCUGCAGACCGCCUAUUAGACUCAGGCGAGUAGAUGUGGGCACGGCCGGCGGAAAACGUGGUGAAGGUGAGGGUAGACACCACUCGGAAAAUUUCUGUGUGGUGAAUCCAACAGUCGGCGAAUUAAUUAGAGACCCUAUAAAAAGAGACUCGUCAACUUAUCACGUGACUUAUAUGUUCGCCCAUACUCCAGCCAAUCAGAAUACGACGAGUUGGAUAUCAGUGUCAUUCCCACGUUGGCAGAAGGCAAAUCCUUGGCUUGAAUUGAACGCAAAUAAGAAAGCAAUUUGCACUACUUGUACUGAAGCGUUGGAGAAAAAAUUAAUUUUGUCUUACGAUUCACGCGCUUUGAAGUCAAAGGAAGCCUGGGUUGACACAGGAUUUAACAACUGGAAUAACGCUACAUUCAGAAUCAAGAAACAUUCAACAAGUUCAUUACACGUAGAUAGUACUGAAGCUCUAGCAAAACUGAAGACAGUUUCAAUAUUAUUCAACAUUAUUCAAUAUUUAUCAAGUGCAACAGAAAAGCAAAUGAUGAAUCACCGGACAGCACAGCGAAAAAUUUUCAGUACUUUAAAAGUAUUAGCAAAACAAGGGCUGCCCUUGCGUGGCAUCAAUAACGACGAAAAUUCAAACUUUAUACAAAUAUUAAAAGCACGCGCAGAAGAUGUAUCGGAACUGGAAUCGUGGCUGAAACGGAAUGGCCACAAAUGGUUACAUCAUGAUGUACAAAACGAAAUAUUAGAACUCAUGGCUGCAAAAGUUAUGGCAGAAAAUCUUGUGGAAAUAAGACAAGCAGAAUUUUGUGCGUUACUUUUGGACGAAACUUCUGACUUGUCGAAGAUGGAACAGAUAUCGAUAUGUUUGAGAGAUGCCAUGGAAGGAGUUCCAGCUACAAGAAAAUUCAUAGGAGUAGUAAAAGAUAUGAUUAAUUUUGUAAAAGAUUCACCGAAACGUAUCUCACAAUUUCAACAACUCCAGUCAGAAUCAGAAAGUUCCACGAAUAAAAAUCUUACCCUCGCUGCCUACUGCCGAACCAGUCGUUUUGAUACGGAAGCAGCUCGAUUUCUAAAAUCUUUAGAAGCCUUUGCCGUUGGCGAAUCUACAAAUGUUGCAAAAAUUAUCAAUUUUUAUGGAGACGACUUUGUUAGCGCUAAAUUGCCUAGUCGCAUAGAGAAGGCCGAAGCUUUAUGGGUCGAAUUUGAGUCAUUACAAAAUAAAAUAGAAGACUUGGAAGAUAACGAAUUGCAAAUACAACAACGCAUAGAGUUUGAAAAUUCGUACCAUGAGCUUAUUAGCAAGGCCCGUCUGAUUGAAUUGAGAGAUCGACCCACUCAACCCCCACCUCUCGCAGGCACGCCACGAAUACUUGUGCAGCCGCAAGCAAUAGCGGUAGACGAGCAAGCCGCUGCUGGCACGCAUGUAAAACUUCCCCGAAUAGAUAUGCCCAAAUUCGAUGGCAAUUACGAGCGUUGGGUGCCAUUCAGAGAUUUAUUUGAGUCGCUCAUAGCAACAAAUCCAUCUCUUUCACCUGUGCAAAAAUUGUAUUAUUUAACCACCGCCUUAAGUGGUGAGGCAGCUAAAGUAAUAGCCCCGUUAGAAAUUACAAACGAUAACUAUGCAAUUGCAUGGGAAUUAUUAAAAAAUAGAUUUGAAAAUAAACGGUUAAUAGUCCAGUAUUUGAUUCAAACCUUGCUAGAUAUAACGCCAAUAGUUAAAGAAUCUUAUACGGAAUUGAGGCACUUAGUGGACAAUGUAUCCCAAUAUAUUAAAUCGUUAUCAAAACUGGGGCAGCCUGUCGAAAGCUGGGGUACCUUAUUGAUUCACAUCUUGUUACCCAAAAUUGAUAAGGGUUCACGACGAGAAUGGGAAUUGAAAAGGUCAAAUAUGAGUGAAUUCCCUACAGUAGCGGAAUUUAUGGACUUCCUUACUAAUCGCAGCUCCUUUUUAGAAGCGUUGUCUCACGGAAACCGUAACACCCAGCCCUCUGGUGACUCUCGCAAUGCAAGCAGACCGGCUCAUGCUCAAAAUAAAAAUCUUUCACAAGCCUACGUGGUUACAGACGACAGAACUUGUCCAGUGUGCAGCAAAAAUCACAAACUACAUGAUUGUCAAGCAUUUCUCAACAUGUCAGCAGAUAGCAGAACUGCGGAAGUAAAGAAAAAAAAAUUAUGCAUCAAAUGCCUCCAAAGCUUUCAUGGUCGAAACUGCAAGUUCUCAAAUUGUAAAGAAUGUCAGGGAUAUCAUAACACCUUGCUGCACAAAUUUAAAUUAAUCUCCAAACCCAUAAGCAACAAUGGGAUAAAGGAGAAGAGUAAUGAGCAGGCUGAGGCAGUCAAUCAGAGGGGUGUGGUGGCCGUAGACGAAAAGGUAACCACGUCCUUAAACCAUUGUAGUAUUAAGGGGCCUCCUCAGGUUUUGUUGUCCACCGCGGUCGUUUUGGUGCGAGACGCAGCCGGAAGGUCACACGAAUGCCGAGUGUUGCUCGAUAACGGCGCCCAAUCAAAUCUUAUGACUCGCGAACUUAAUGAAAAAUUAAAUCUAAAGCUAAAUUCAAGUAACGUCUCCAUCAAAGGCAUAAGCAGCACACCAAUAAAAGUUAUCCAGCAAACGUUUGCAACCAUUCAAUCACGAGUUAAAAACUUUACAGUUAAACUUCCGUUUCUAAUAGUAGACAAUAUUACUGAACAAGUACCGAUAUACAAAAUAAAUAAAAAGAUGUUAAACGUUCCUAAUGAAUUAGCUUUAGCGGAUCCGAAUUGUUGCACUCCGAGCGACGUAGAUAUGUUGUUAGCAGCAGACACAUUUUGGAAGGUCCUUCGGAACGGGCAAAUAAAAAUAAAAAAUCAACAAAUUGUAUUUCGAGAAACACUUUUAGGCUGGAUAAUGACAGGAAGCUUGGGCUCCAGCAAAAUAACUACGCAAGCAAAAGCUCACUGCAAUGUGGCUACUACGCUGCGCACACAACUCGAAAAAUUUUGGAAUAUUGAGGAAAUAGACAAACCAACAUAUCAUUCUCAGGAAGAAGGGGCAUGCGAAGAACAGUUCCUGAAAACGCAUUUUCGAAACCCGGAGGGCCAAUUUACAGUUCAACUGCCGGUAAAGUCUAACAUCGAGGAGUUAGGUGAAUCUUACGACGCUGCAACAAAAAGAUUCAAGGCCAUUGAACGAAAGCUCAAGAAACAACCAGAGUUAAAAAGAGCAUAUCAAGACUUUAUGUCAGAAUAUCUACAGUUGAACCACAUGGCAGAAGUUCCACCGCAUGAGACACAAGGCAAUUUAUCCUAUUAUCUCCCUCACCACGCUGUCCUCAAAGAAGACAGCGAUACAACAAAGGUGAGAGUAGUGUUCGACUCAUCGUGCAAGACGUCAACGGGAAUAUCUUUGAACGAUUGUCUCAGAGUUGGUCCCACCAUUCAGAAUGAUUUAUUUGAUAUCGUUCUACGACUGCGGCAGCACAAAUACGCGAUGUCCGCAGACAUCGUCAAAAUGUAUCGCCAAGUUAAUGUGGCCGAUAAUGAUACACACCUGCAGCGAAUAUUAUGGAGAUGGAGCGAAGACGAACCAAUCCGCACAUUUCGUCUCACCACCGUCACAUAUGGCCUAGCCAGCUCGUCUUUUUUGGCUAUCAGAUGCCUUCAAGAAACGGCAUUGCAGAAACAAAGGGAGUAUCCAGAAGCAAGUGCAGCAAUACUUAACGACUUCUAUGUAGACGAUCUGUUGACAGGCGCUCCCACAGCCAACGACCUCAAAAGACAAAAACAGGACAUAAUCGAAAUACUCAAUAACGCGUGCUUUGAGUUGAGAAAAUGGAAAUCCAAUUGGCCUGGAAUUAAUGAACAAAGCACGAGCGACUCCACCGUCAAAAUUGGCGAACAUACGCAAAUAUUGGGCUUAUUAUGGAAUACCACCCAUGAUACAUUCCAUUUCAAAUGGCGGCUGGAUGAAGAAAAGGGAAAAGUCACCAAACGUAGCAUCUUGACUCAAAUAGCACAGAUAUAUGAUCCUUUGGGAUGGUUAGGACCGACCAUAGUUAAAGCAAAAAUACUCUUGCAACGCUUAUGGCAAGAAAAGGCUAGCUGGGACGAACAAAUUACUGGAGUAACACUGCAAAUGUGGAGAAAAUGGAGAUCACAGAUUUACCGAAUCCAAUCAAUCACAAUACCCAGAAGAAUAAUAAAAGAAGGGUGGAUACGUCUAGAACUGCACGGAUUUUGCGACGCAUCGGAGGCAGUGUAUGGCGCAUGUUUAUAUCUCCGAAAUAUCACGUCAAAGGGUGUGCAUAGUAGCAGUUUAUUAUGUGCCAAAUCAAGAAUAGCACCGCUGAAAAAAGUAUCUUUGUCCAGAUUGGAAUUAUGCGGGGCGCUUUUAUUAGCGCAUCUCGCAGAAAAAGCCAUACAUGCAUUAAAAAUCUCAAUACAUAAAAUAUAUUAUUGGAGUGACUCCACUGUAACAUUGUCAUGGAUAGACAAUGAGCCUAGCAAAUGGACUACAUUUGUAGCAAACAGAGUGGCGGAAAUACAACGCAUCACUAAUAGAGCGCCUUGGUAUCAUGUAAAAUCAGAGGACAAUCCCGCCGAUCCCUUAUCAAGAGGAGUUAACCCAGAUCAAUUGGAAACGAAAAAGCUUUGGUGGGAAGGUCCACAAUUUCUACAAUGUGAUACAACAUUGCAACCAUACAGUUGCAAAACAGGUGACGUCAGUGUUCCAGAGAAACGAAACAUAAAAUCAGUGGUGUUAGCAAAUUUAUCAAAACCCUCAGAUCGUAAUAACAACACAUUAACAAUACAAGAAUUAGAACAAGCAUUAACUGCAAUCAUUAAAAUUUGCCAAGCUAACACAUUCACGCAAGAGUUAAAUGACUUAGUAAAAAACGCGAAAGUGGGCCCGAAAAGUAGACUUUCAACUCUCCACCCAUUCUUGGAUCAUGAAGGUCCACAGGCAGUUCUCGCAAUAGUACGCAACAAUUUCUGGCCGUUAGCGGAUAGAAGCGAAGUACGUAGAGUCUGCAAAGGGCUGCAUUGUUUGCUUUCGUACAAAACCAAAAAGCGAUUGGACUACGCGGGUCCAUUUAGCAUAAAGAUAUCGCGGAACAAAACUAGUAAAGCGUACCUAGCCAUUUUUGUAUGCUUAUCGACGAAAGCGGUUCAUUUCGAAUUGGUGUCUGAUCUGACAGCCACGGCUUUUCUCAAUGCAUUAAAGCGAUUCAUCGCGCGGAGAGGCAAAUGUAUUACGUUAUAUUCGGAUAACGGUACCACGUUUGUGGGAGCUAAUAAUCAGCUAAAAGAAUUAAAGAAAUUUCUUUGUAAGGAAGAAAAUCAAAUACGCGAUUAUUUAUCCGAGCAAUUUAUAGAGUGGAAGUUCAUACCCCCAUAUUCUCCACACGUAGGAGGAUUAUGGGAGGCAGCUGUAAAGUCAGCAAAAACGCACAUGAGAAAGGUCGUCGGCGCUAGUCUGUUAUAUUUUGAAGAGCUGUAUACCUUGUUAACGCAAAUAGAAGCGUGCCUAAAUUCAAGACCCAUUACACCGCUGUCUGAUAGUCCAGACGAUCUUCAAGCACUGACCCCAGGUCAUUUCAUAAUAGGCGAAGCGCUAACUGCGAUCCCCGAUCGUAACCUCACGGAAACGCCGUCCAAUCGUUUAACGCGCUAUCAAUUACUAGCCCAGAUAAGACAGCACUUCUGGAAGCGUUGGUCUGUAGAAUAUUUAUCACAGCUACAGCAGCGAUUCAAAUGGAAGACAGGCAAGGACUUAAAUAUAAAGGAGGGCACCAUGGUGCUAGUCAGGGAUGAGAAUACCCAUCCUAUGAUCUGGCCACUAGGUCGCAUUGUAAAGGUCCACCCGGGACCUGAUGGAAUUAUUCGUCUAGUAACCAUACGUACACAGCGAGGCUUAACACAGCGAACCUUGCCCAAAAUUUGUAUCUUGCCUUUAGAACAAAAGGAAACAUAA
This is a messenger RNA of Solenopsis invicta (red fire ant), 6234 nucleotides long. RefSeq lists its product as uncharacterized. Gene Ontology annotation, molecular function: nucleic acid binding. Gene Ontology annotation, biological process: DNA integration. The transcript is spliced from 11 exons. The record is from RefSeq and is a predicted model, not a curated record. NCBI's taxonomy places the organism in Eukaryota, Metazoa, Arthropoda, Insecta, Hymenoptera, Formicidae. The coding region runs from base 1 to 6234 and encodes 2077 amino acids.